Messenger RNA from Folsomia candida, 7758 nucleotides. It is a transcript of the gene Arms, whose product is annotated as kinase D-interacting substrate of 220 kDa B. Lineage: Eukaryota; Metazoa; Arthropoda; Collembola; Entomobryomorpha; Isotomidae. Bases 259 to 7467 code for a protein of 2402 amino acids. The record is from RefSeq and is a predicted model, not a curated record. Gene Ontology annotation, molecular function: protein binding. The transcript is spliced from 36 exons.
CCUGCCAUAUAAUAAAAAAGAAAUCGUGUAGUUGACAAUAAUAAAAUUGCACACAAAUUGGCAAACCAACAAGACUGCUCUUCAUUUUUCAUUACAUUGUAAAAUCCACGUAUAAAUUACGACCCAGACCGGAGGGGAUAUUCCAGUCUGCAAUGCAACAAAGGAAAUUUUAAGGAAAAUUUACGCCUGAAUGGAGCUGGACAUGACGACAUGAAACAUUAACUUUAUUAUAAGUAGUCCAAUGCCCCCUCUCCAGUCAUGUCGGCCCCCACAAGAUCUCCAUCGCCAAGCCUGGACGCUCCCGCAUCAUCCUCACGAAGUGGUCACUCUAGACCCAGGGCGUCUUCCUGGUGGGAAUUUUUUACCCACUCGCCGCCAUCCUCUCCCCCAAAAUCGGACGCUUCCACCUUCGCCCGAGGUCACUAUCGCACCCCGUCCGUCCCCAUCCCCUCAAUUCAAAUAAAUUCGCCUUCUGAAAAUCCCAGCACAGCGAACGUAACUUUAACCACCAGUUUGGAAGAGGGGGAUAUCAUCAAACCGAGAAAAAACCCGAGAAGAUUGGAACGAAGCGUGUCCUCAUUUGGUGGUUACGAAUGUGGAGAAUCUUCCACUUCGAAUUAUAGUAUUGCCGAGGAAUCGCCCAAGGAUUCGUCCUCCGGUCAAGAAAAUACUAGUGACGCUGCUGAGCCUGAUAAUCAAUGUUUGAUAACCAAAUCAGAGGAAGUCCUCGUUCUGCAAGAUGACGACAAUAGCAGUGAUACCAGCAGUAAGAAAUGGUCGCCUAAACACCUCUUCCUCCAUCCGAUGAGCCUCCAAAAAAAGGGGAUGUUGGCUCCCCCAAAACGUCAAAGAUCAAAGAGCUAUUCUGAUCUGUACGCGAAAGGUGGAAAUAAUAAUAAUGCCGCACAAAAUGAAAAUCUUCUCCCAGAAUUAACUCUCGAAGAGGUUAAAGAGAUCCUGAUUCGGCACAAGCUUAACAAACCGUGUAGUAAGAAAAAUACGGCUGAAAUCACAAAAUCUCCAGAAACGUCGCCAACAGCAGAAAUUCCACCCCCGCCGACACCACCACCCAUGCCAGCCUCCCCUCCGAUGGGGGUGGUCUCCGCCCUUCUACCAGCGGCAUCCCUGGCUUCACUGGAUGGGCGUUUACUGACAGGGAUAAAAAAUUUGAAGUCGCCAAAAAAUUCGCCAAAGGGGGAUUCUCCUGCCCAAUUUCCGGGAUUAGUUUUCGAUGCACGUCCUCACACAGGUCUUAUCGAAGCAUCUUCAACUUCCGGUCGUGGUGGUGUUGGUGGUAGGGCAGCCAGACCGAGGAUGUUGUCCUCACCGACUUGUCUCAUUCCGGACAAUAUCCACACGGCCCCCGUUCUCAUGCAGGGCCACCAUUACUCCUCAGCUCUCAACUUUUUUCGACCUUAUUUCCGAAGAGCGUCACAGUUAUCGGCGCAAGGACUAAUUCUUGCGGAAUCGAUGGUGUCAUUAACAAAUCGGGCGCUCGUGUCUUUCAUUGUCGAAGAUAACUAUUCCGGCCUUCAUCAUCUCUUAGAGUCGCGGCGCGUGGCGGUAGACGAUCGCGAUGAGAAUGGGUCGACAGCUCUUAUGGUUGCAACAGCAAAGGGGAAGCUAAAUUUCGUACGUGCCUUGCUAGAACAUGGUGCUGACAUCAAUGCUGAAGAUGUCGACAAUUGGACGCCGCUGCUGUUUGCAGCACGAGAAGGUUUUGAUGAAAUCGUAGCAGAUUUGAUUGAUCAUGGUGCUGGGCUAGAUCACAAGGACAUUGGAGGAUGGACUCCAUUAAUGUGGGCGUGCUACAAGGGUCGCACGAAAUCAGCAAAGCUUUUGAUAGAAAAGGGAGCGGAUGUCAACAUGUACGGGAGUUACAGUGUUACAUGUCUCGGCUGGGCGGCUGGGAGGGGUCACACCGAAAUCGUCAAAGAUCUUUUAGCGCGGGGUGCCAAAGUUAACGUGGGCGACAAGUAUGGGACAACGCCAUUGAUUUGGGCUGCAAGAAAAGGCUACAUCGAAAUUGUUGAUAUGCUUCUCAACUUGGAGGCCAAUGUGGACGCUUGCGGGAUGACUUCGUGGACUCCACUUCUCGUCGCAGCGGCUGGAAACCAUGUCGAAGUUGUUAAAGCCAUCCUGGAGCAUAAACCGAAUGUUAAUGCAUUGGAUAAAGAUGGCUGUUCUGCACUGACGAUAGCAAGCAAAUCAGGGUUUCACGAAAUUGCUGUCUCAUUAAUUAAUCACGGAGCCUAUAUUAAUAUUAACGACAGAGGAGGUACAUCGAAUUUAAUUCAUGCAGCGAAAGGAGGGCAUAGAUCUAUCGUGGAAGCUUUGUUAAAAAAACAUGCCGAUGUGAACAUGCAAGGAAAAGAUCGAAAAACUGCGUUAUAUUGGAGCGUAGAAAAAUCUCAUAUUCCUGUCGUUAAACUUAUUCUUUCUUGUCAGCCAGAUCUUGAAGUGUCUACUAAAGAUGGUGAUUCUCCAUUGAUGAAAGCCGUUCGGAAUAGAAAUAUAGAUAUUGUUUCCCUUCUAUUGGAUAAACGAGCCAAAGUGUCUGUCGCAGAUAAAAAUGGAGAUACUUGUCUACACAUAGCAAUGAGAGCAAGAUCUAAGCAAAUUGUAGAACUAUUACUCCGUAAUCCAGCCCAUAGUCAGCUUCUGUAUCGACCCAAUCGUGCCGGAGAAACCCCUUACAAUAUUGACAGAGCAUCACCGAAACCAAUUAUUCCACAGAUUUUCGGAUCACGUGGGCUGAAUACUCAAGAAGAUGGCGAAAAUCUCUUGGGAUAUAAUUUAUACAGUAGCGCAUUAGCCGACAUGCUCUCCGAUCCGACAUUAAAUAUGCCUAUCACGGUUGGCUUGUUUGCUAGAUGGGGAAGUGGCAAGUCCUUUCUUUUGGGCAAGCUUCGAGAGGAGAUGAAGUCAUUCGCGCGACAAUGGCUGAAUCCAAUAUUUUCGUGGAAUGUUCUCAUUUUGAUAAUCGUCCUUUGCUUCGCCUCUGUCGUGGGGGUCAUUGCCGGCUUGGCUUUACAAAACUGGAUCGUAGGCGUGGGGUUUGCAGCCGGAGUUACGUUUUUUGUACACGCGUUCCUGUUCUGUGUUUGGUUUUCUAGUCGACGUUCCAAAUAUGAUUGGUCCUGGUCAAAUCGAAUGUCCAGUUAUCUUGCAACUAAGUCAGAAGCAUUGCAACUUGUUUGUCAAGUGAUAUUUUGCCACCCUCCAGGAGCACAGUCUGCGGAUCAACUACAAGCUCAACCGAUCAAUUUUUAUUUUACGGAUCAAACCAAAAUAUCAAGUACAACCGGUGGAGAAAAUUCAGUGGUCCAAAUGCUUGGCUCAUUAUAUACCUGCAUUGAGAAUGACUACGGUGUAAUGAGUUCUCGUCUUUAUAGAGCUUUUCGACCCACACCAGUGGCUGCGACUGCCGACUGGAAAUGGAGAAAGCUGUGCUGCAUUCCAUAUUGUGUGAUCUUUUUAUUUUGUUUCGUCUGCACUUUAGUUGCAAUUGUUGUCCUUGCGUUGCACCUCACAGGAAUGGGUCCAGAGGGUUAUACAACGAGCUUAUCCGUAGUGAUGUACGUUUGUGCCCUCAUAGUUGGGCUGUUACUGGUCGCUAAUCUUUAUACAGUUGGGCAGGUCCUGAAAGCUGUAGUGUUCUCACAUCGGAGACACUUGCAGCGAACCGUUUCAAAGUUGUAUACGAUAAAAGCUGAAGGAUUUUUAAACGCUUUAAAGGCUGAAGUUAAUCUCAUGACGGACAUGAUUCACUGCUUGGAUGCUUUUCAAUCCAGACAGACUAGAAUGGUGGUCAUUGUCGACGGCUUGGAUAGCGCAGAGCAAGAAAAAGUUCUCCAGGUUCUUGACGCCGUCCACAUAUUGUUCUCAGAUGUAAAGGCGCCCUUCGUAAUAUUGCUCGCGAUUGAUCCACACAUUAUUACAAAGAUUUUGCGUAGUCGAUAUGCAUAUAACACAAAAGUCCAGGGGAUCGAAAUGAAUAUCAACCCAGUCCUCAAUGAGUCCAAUAUUGGAGGGCAUGAAUUUUUGCGAAAUUUGGUUCAUUUGCCAUUCUUCUUACAAAAUGCUGCCUUGAGAAAAGUGAAACACGUGAAAAUGCUGGAGAGUUCUAUGAAGAGAAAUAGCAGACUUGAGGAUGAUCCUGGUCCCAAAAUUAUUCUCUCAACCCGACGCCCCUCUGUUGAAUCUGGAUUUGGGAUACCAUUAGGAUUAGAUACAAAAUUUGAAAAGGCUUCUUCCAAAAAACCAAAGCGUUUAGGACUGAAAAUGAGUGAGAGUAUAGCAAGUAGUUUAGGAAGCAACUUGAACAAAGUAACGUCUGGGAUGCCGAUUAUCGGAGGACCAAGCGACUUGAAAAAGAUGUUAUUGGGAGAUGAUUAUUUUUCUGACGUCAAUCCACGAUCUAUGCGACGAUUAAUGAAUAUAAUCCAUAUCACCGGUCGAUUAUUGAAAUGCUUUUCCAUCGAUUUUAAUUGGUACCACUUAUCUGCCUGGGUAAAUGUGACUGAACAGUGGCCCUACAGACUCUCGUGGAUUAUCAUUUACUGUGAGCAUUUUCAAAAAGACUUGGAUGACGGGAUGAGCUUAAAAAGUGUUUACGAACGUGUUCGACAGUUUGUUCCAACUUCAAAAGAUGUCGAUGCAAACGUGACUUUGGAUCGCGACGAAAAAAAACUUGGGAUUUAUCUUGGAAUGCAUAAGGGAUCUCUAUUGGUUUCUACAUUAUACGUUUUUCUACCAUUUACAAUAUCCCUGGACCCACAACUCAGGAAAGAUAUCACAGAACAAUAUCAACCUGUCGACCAAUUAUUCAAAUCAACCACAAAUCUGCAACAACCAGCUCCUGAUCAGCCUUCGCAUGGAUCUUUUCUCCAACCUCAACCCCAAUAUGGACAAGGAGCAGGAGGAGGUCAUCCGCCUCCACAGCCAUCGCCCGCUCUGCGAUAUCGAGGUGGUCCUCAACGCCAACCCAAUCAGCCAGGACUUGCAAUGCCAAAUGGAUACCCACCACAAUUAUUUCCUGGAUUUCCCAAUAUGGCUUAUCAACAAAACAUGUGGUAUCCUCCAGGAAUGCCACAGCAAAUGUAUAUGGGUGGACAACUGGGGGCACCACCGGCAAUACCGGAUUCGUCGAGUAGUAUCAUUGACCCAAUUCUUGCUAGGGAUCUUCGAAGCAAAAAACUGUCAAGCAUGGCAGUUGAAGGUGUCUGUGAUCUUUUGAUAGCUUUAACAGGAAUCAAAUCUAGUCAGUUGACCAAAUACCAAGAAACUGUCCGUAGGAACAAUAUAAAUGGCCGUGUUCUUCUAAGUUGUGAUUUACAAGAAUUGAAAUUGGUGCUACAAAUGACUUUUGGUGAUUGGGAAAUGUUUAAAGCAGCCGUGGUUCUACUGCGGGACAGCGAACACAAGAAUAUUUUUCAGGACAAGUCCAACGAUGACAAUGUGGCGAAUAAUAAUCAAGGAGGGAAAGACAUGGUUCGGAUAAGCGUGACAUCUCCUGGAAGUCCGAUUGACAGAGGCCAAGUGAACAAAUCCCCAAUUGAUAUCGUCGACUCGAAAAAACCACCAACCGGCCAGCAGCAGCAACAACAGCAACAGUUACGACCGAAUGUUUUAGAAAAACAGGUUACGAUGGAAGAACUAAUGAUCUGUGGGGCGCUUGAAGGAUUAAACGACGAAGCACGAGAUGACGCCCGCGCUGGAGAAGGCGAAGAUUCGUCGUGUACGCUCAGUCCAAUUAAUUCAGAACCCGAACCACAGCAGUACGAGCGACGCAAAUCCUCAAAGGCAUACUUAUCUCAGGAUGAAACGGAUGUUCUUUACGUUAUGGGAACCUCUAGUAAUAUUACUGCAGAGCUUCCUGAUUCUCCUUCCAUAGUUCGGAAAUUGAGUGAAGCCGAGGCAAAAUUUUCCGUCGUUAAUGAAUCCUUGCAUCAUGUGAUACAUGCAAAUAAUUCAGGCCAUUUUGGAUCAGUGGCAGCUACUUCGGAACCAAUUUGCAUACCUGGAGCAGCAAAAUCUCCAAGUCGCAGAAAUCGAGCAACGCCAAAUUCGUCGUUAUCUAAAAAUCUCUCCUUUUCGGAAAGUGUGACCAUGUGUGGAUCGUCGCCUAUAAAGUCGAGAAGUUUGGGUGCAAAGGAUUAUAAUAGCAAGUUACACCAGCAUCAGCAACGCUCCUCAAAGUCACCCGCAAAAGAGAGAAAGGUUUCGAGGAGCUUUGCUGCCCAAAUGGAAAGACCGGAACACAGUUCUAGUGAUGCUUCUAGUGAUGAAUCUCAAACGCCACUAGUGAUGAAACCUAUCCCAUCCAGUGAUAAGCAUCGAAAACCGAUUCCAGUAAUCAGACCAGCAUCAAGUCGGCAUCAAUCCAGCGAACCAGCUUCAGGAUCUCAAUCUCCCAAAAAGAAGCGAAUACAACGAGAUGAUUCCAUCGCGUCGAAACUCUCUAGAAUCAGAUCUACCUUGUUUGGACAAUCUCAAGAUUCUCCUCCUGCUGUACCAGCAGCUACUUCACAAUUUCAACAGCAACAAUAUCAUCAUCCACAACAGCAACAGCAGAAUCAACAUCAUGUCGACCCGCAUAAUAUUCCUUGUAGUAGUCAGUUUAGAAAUGAAUACCAUUCCCACCCCGUAAGAUAUGACUUUCCUACAGAAGACUCUUCCGAACCGAGUCAGUAUUUCAAAGAUCACGGCCACCACUGGACUGCAUAUCGAGCUCCCACACCACUCCCACCAUUUGGAAGUGACGAAUAUUACCAAGUCAUCAAAUCGAGCAAUCCAUCUCCUACAACUAGCAACGAGUCCGAAUUGGGCAGUACUCCUGAACACAUUAGUUCAAAAGAGGAACUGUUCCUUCCUGGCCCUCCCCCAGAUUUGCCCGAGUCGCCUUAUCCCAUUAGAGGCAGGGAACAAAUACAAACCCAACCAUCCUCAUCAAUAAAUAACAACACUGGUGGAGGAACAACGGGUAACAACAUGGGUGGUGGAUCUAGCAAAACAAAAUCUAUGGUACCGACCUCUCGAUCUUUUGUACCUGUAAGCAAACCACCACAAUCUCAGCCAAUUAAUAAUAACAGUGAGGAAGGAGGAAGACCAAUUCGCAAAUUGUCAAGAAAAGGAAGAACUGUAGCUUCCUCGGGAGAAGAAGCAGUUAUAUGCCAUUCUGCUAAUAGUAGUACUCGUAGACUUAGGCGAAGGACUUUAAACCAAUCUGACCCAGUAUUAUCAAACUCCUCCAGCCGAGGUGAUAACAUCCACCAGCAAACGUCUCCACACCACGUAGUUGACAUGGAGUUGGUCCCAAUGAUAUCUCAACAGUCGUCUUCUUCCAAACAUGAGAAUCGACCUCAUAACGAAGAAUCCCCAAUGAUGGGGAGCCCUCCAUUAACGAGACAAGAAGCUAUUUCCUCGGAACUUGAGAGUUCUCGAGAAAAUACUCCGCAACAAUGACAACUACUGAGCCAUUCAUUUUGUGAAUAUUCCGUUGCAUAUUUGAUUAUCAGUUUAACAAUUAGCUUUAAAUGGUGUGCUAGUAUGACGGGUACCUUUGAUUUGAUGUUAAUAUUUUAAUGGUACUAAUAAUUGAGUAGUUAGAUAAUGUUACAUAAUGAAUUACUUUGAGUUUGAGUUUUAAAAGACAUUUAUGUAUACGUGUAGCAGGAUGUUAUAUGACUGUGUAAUUCAUAUUUUCAUAUGCAGAAAUAUGAGAUGAAUAAAUUUUCGUUGUUGUUAAAAUUCUAA